Messenger RNA from Arabidopsis thaliana (thale cress), 654 nucleotides. RefSeq names its product RING/U-box superfamily protein. The transcript has a single exon. Bases 1 to 654 code for a protein of 217 amino acids. The record is from RefSeq and is marked reviewed. NCBI's taxonomy places the organism in Eukaryota, Viridiplantae, Streptophyta, Magnoliopsida, Brassicales, Brassicaceae.
AUGGAGACUGAGACGUUGAGAACAAUAGAAGUCUCUACGAUGGUAUCAAAUCGACCUAAAAUUGUAGGGGUUACGAACACAGUCUUAAUCUACCAAGAAGAAGAAAUUGAAGAAUUGAUUGAAUACGAAAGUGGAAUUGUAGCAAAUUUAGGAUGGUACACAUCUCCACUUGAAACAAAUGCUCACAUCCUCUUGAAUCCUCGUCGUCUCACGCGACGUGUUCUCACUCAACUCCUUGAUGAUCAAUUUUUAGGUCAAAAAAUCGCUCAUGAUGUUAAGGAUUCAUUUGCUAAUGAUAACUCUCUUCGACAACCUGUUACCGUAACCGUCUAUGUGACAUAUAUCAAAGAGAGGCGUGUAAUUUUUCCUCAUGGUCCGUCGUUGUUGUCGAGAGGUGCUUCCGGAGAAGUGUUUCAUAGAUUGGUUGAAGAACAGAGAGUUGAAUCUGCUGAUUUGGAAGAAGAAGAUGAGACAUGUUCGAUUUGUAUUGAGAAGUUUUCGGAGAGUCAUGAAGACAUCAUUCGGGUGCCUGAUUGUUUACAUUUGUUUCACCAAGGUUGUCUAUUCGAGUGGCUUGGUCUUCAAAACUCGUGUCCCUUGUGUCGCAAAGUUCCAUACGAGGAGGAGGACGAGGACGAGGACGAGGAGGGUUAG